GUAUUUUUUAUUCGCGUAUAAGUAUGGCUGUAUUAAAAUUAAUAUUCAUUAUACUCAGUAUCUGUGGAUGCUGGAGACCUUCAUCUUGGUCGCUCUCGUUUUAUAAAUGUCUCGUUUAUAAUUUAUACACCAUCUUUGUAGCUUUUAUAAUAUCAUCUCAAGCUUUAUCGCAAAUGAUCAAUAUUUGUUUAAACGCAAACGAUUCGAGCAAUUUUUCUGACGAUAUUUACAUAUUCUUGGCAAUGCUUGUAGCUUGUUUCAAAAUGUUAAGUCUUGUGAUCAAUCGUAAUAAUAUUGUUAACUUAACUGUUACUCUGGUACAAGAACCAUAUCAAACAUUGGACAAUAUGGAAACAAACAUUCAAAUCAAGUUCGACAAAUUGUCUCGGUUUGUAAUACUCAGGUUUAACACUCGCAGUUAUGCGUUUUUGAUCACAUUAUCAGUGAUGAGUUUUUUAUUCCUCUCAUUGAUUACAGAUUUUAGAAAAAGACAAUUAACUUUUCGAACUUGGUUGCCGUUUGACGAUAACAUGACACCUGUUGUAUUUUAUUUAACGUACACUCACCAAAUGCUAGCAGUGACAUUAGGAGCAAUGAUUCACGUCGCUCUAGAUACUCUGAUCUGCGAUUUUCUGAUUAACAUUUGCUGUCAGAUUAGGAUCUUGGAAAAUCGCCUUACAAAUAUCUCGAAUGAACGGAAGACCAUUUUGAAACUUUGCAUUCGUCAUCACGAGUGUAUAUACAGAUUUGCUGAUGUCGUAAACGAAACGUUUAAAUUUACAAUCUUCGUUCAAUUUCUUGCAAGUACAUUGACGGUCUGCUUUACAUUGAUCCAAUUAACGAAAAUAUCAGCGAAUAGUUUGGAAUUUAUAAAAAUGACAUUUUUUAUGUCUGGCAUGUUAACCCAAGUGUAUCUCUACUGCUGGUACGGACAUUUAGUCACUCUAAAGAGCCAAGAAAUUGCCUACGAAAUGUUCCAGACAAAUUUGAUGGAGCUAAGCACUGACAUCAAGAAGAGUCUUUUGAUUAUGAUGAGACGUACAACUAUGCCGAUCGUUUUUAUCGUUAUGAAUCUUUUCCCUCUGAAUCUCGAUUCGUUCGUGAGCAUACUUAAGACCGCAUACACUGCAUACAACUUUUUGGAACAAACUUAAGAAGAGUAA
This is a messenger RNA of Vespula vulgaris, 1163 nucleotides long. Its product is annotated as odorant receptor 42a-like. The coding region runs from base 24 to 1154 and encodes 376 amino acids. Gene Ontology annotation, molecular function: odorant binding; olfactory receptor activity. The transcript has 5 exons. NCBI's taxonomy places the organism in Eukaryota, Metazoa, Arthropoda, Insecta, Hymenoptera, Vespidae. Gene Ontology annotation, cellular component: plasma membrane. Gene Ontology annotation, biological process: detection of chemical stimulus involved in sensory perception of smell; sensory perception of smell. The record is from RefSeq and is a predicted model, not a curated record.